Anas platyrhynchos (mallard) is the source of this 7044-nucleotide messenger RNA. Lineage: Eukaryota; Metazoa; Chordata; Aves; Anseriformes; Anatidae. The record is from RefSeq and is a predicted model, not a curated record.
CUCCCUCCCUGCCUCCAUCCAUCCCUCCUUCCAUCCUCCUCCUCCUCCCCAAGCGGGGGCGGUGUCGCGGCCGCCCCGCCCCGGCCCCGUGCGGCCCCGGGAUGCUGCGGGGGAGCGCGGCCAGGAGCCGGGGGGCCGGGCGGAGCUGCUCCGGUCUUGCUUUUUGGACUUGUCAGCCUUGUGGACUUCUGCACACACAUCUGUUCAGCGAUGAGUAGAUCAAUAGGAUUUAACAUCUGUGUGGUCACCUGCUGCAUCUUGCUUCUGUCCUCCAGGCCACCAUGCCUUGCCUCUCCACUCCCAGAGGAGAGUGAUGUGACAAAGGUCCAGCAUGGCCUGUGGGCAGGAAAUGGGGUAGAAGAUGAAUGGACAAGCAUGCCAGACUUAAAUAACCUGGGCCCUUCUGAGCAAACUGCCUCUGAAGAGCCAUCGGGAGUGUCAGCAAAGCCAUCUGGGAUGCCCUUAGAUGAAGCCUUCACUGCAGGAGGAGAAAUGCGGCCUGUAAGCCCAAGCCAUGUCUUCCUUGGCAGCCAGAGCCUGGGUGUUAGCACCCCUGCUGUGGCAGUGGCUGCUGAGGAAGAGAAGGAGCUCAGCCCUACAAAAUCAGAGCUGGAUGAAAGUGGAGAGUUCAAGGCCAUGCUGACCACAGCUGUGACCACGCUGAACCCCUCUGUCCAGGAGGAAUCUGUCAGCAGCCCCAUCAGCAAGGCCACCACGGAGGACUGUGAGGUCGGGCAGGGCUCUGCCAGCCUCUUGGCAAACCCUCUUUCUGUGACAGCAGCAGAGGAGGGGACAGCAGAGAGCAGCCUGCACCCCUCAGCUGCACCCCAACCCCACAGCGAGUGGGUGCCCACGCUGCACCCCAGCACUCCCAGCCUGGAGAUGGUGAGUGACCACCUCCUCCCAACCCCACAGGCCUCAAGUGCAAGCUCUGAGGUGGGAACACUAAAAGCAACCACAGGGAGCACUCUGAGGCUACUGUCUGCACGAGGAACCACUGCUGCAAGCCACCCGCUUGUGACCACUGAGGCCUCUCCACAUCUGGAGGCAGAUGUGGGUGCUGGGCAAGGAGAGCUGCCCACCACAGCUAGCACCGUCAACAACCCCCCUACCAGCUCCAUGCUGCCUGACUGGGAUGACACAAAACCGGGGAAUAUAAGUCAAGGGGGAAGCAUGCAGUAUGAGGAGGUGGGAGAGGACCGAGUGGCAAUGGAAGCGUCCCAAACCCCCCUGGGAAGUGAAGAGGAGGAGGUGGUGAGAGUGGUGCCAUCCCCAGCAUCUGCUCCACCAACUCCAGGGCUUGCCAAGGAGAGCAAUUGCACAGCUCCAGCAGUGCAUGGGGAUGGUGAGUUGGUCACUUCCACAGCCAGCAGCGAUGUUCCCCUCACUGUGGACUCACCAGAUGUAGACACUGCUGGUCUGAACUCUCUGGAAAACAUAAAUGUGGUCACAGCAGAGGAGAAGAGCAUCCCUCCAUCGCAGCCAGAGGCUGUUGUGAUGACAGAUGCAUCUGAUCUCUCUUCUACUCUGGAAAGCUCAAUGAAAGGUGCUACUCAGGAGGUGACAACUGCUGCCCAGGAGGCUGAUGCUGCUCUGGUUGUGACGCUGGCACCCGCUGCUCCCCAGGGAACAGGAGCCCCAAGCCUGCCCCAGGAAACCAGCGGGGAGGACACCCAGAUGCCAACUGCUCCUGGUGCCACCCAGAUGCUGACAGCAGCUGGCAGCUCCACAGCAAGGCCUCCCGAUGUGGAAGACUUUGCAGAUGUGAUCCUGGUCACCAGUGAGACGGCUGCUUCAGCUCCUGGCGGGCCGUCUGCUACACAGCCUGGAUAUACAGAAGGACCAUCCAGCAGAACCGUGGUCCUGGUAACUCCAGCAUCAGUGGCCUCUUCUGUCAGGAGGACAGCUCUUCCAGCUGUGAGGAAGGUCAGCACGGCUGUAACCUACGGGCUGGACCGGCUGGAGUCAGAAGAGGGUGAGGAAGAGGAAGAGGAUGAAGAGGAGGAGGAAGAAGAAGAGGAGGAAGAGGAAGAUGAAGAGGACAAAGACAUAGAUUCAAUGGAUGAAAGCUUGGAAGGUGACACAGAGCUGCCGGGUUUCACGCUUCCAGGCGAGACCUCCCAGGAGCCCAUAGCUGGCCUGGAAAACCCCGCGGCCCAGCUGGCCGGGGUGUCCUACCAGGUUCCUGACACCAUCGAGUGGGAGCAGCAGAACCAGGGUCUGGUGAGAAGCUGGAUGGAGAAGCUGAAAGAUAAGGAAGGAGGCAUGUCUAGCACCAUCUUUGCUCAUAGCAGAGCAUCUUGGCCUGGGAUUCAGCCAGAGCGAACAUUGAAAGGACAGAGAAUGGUUUUCCUGGUGAAGGCAGGAUACAUGUCAGGGAUGCUGGUUCCUGUAGGAGUCGGGAUAGCUGGAGCCCUCUUCAUCCUCGGAGCACUCUACAGCAUUAAGAUUAUGAAUCGCCGGAGGAGAAAUGGCUCGAAGAGGCAUAAAAGAAAGCAGAGGGAAUUUAACAGCAUGCAAGACCGAGUAAUGCUCUUAGCCGACAGCUCCGAAGACGAAUUUUGAAUCGAACUGCAGUGCCCUUGUGAUAUCCAGUGACUUUUAAAAGGAGGGAGGGGGAGGAAAAGAAGGAAGGACUUUCUGCUGCAUCGCUGCUCUCAGCCACCCCGAACACCGAGCAGUGGUUGGUACCACCCCGGCGAACCAGGCAUGCUAUGCUCUACGUGCACCACGCAGUGAUGUUUGUUUUGGUACCGUAGUGAGAUUUCACAUUCACACCCGGCGCCUCAUUCAGAUCCGCAGCGCGUCUUGUUACAGCGGGAGCUGAUCCGUACGGAUGAUUAUUCUCCUAUUACCCCGGUGUACUAUUUUGGUCCUUGGCUGGCAGUAAUCUAAUCAUAACAAUUGCUCUCACCUAACCUGGGAAUGGAAAUCUUUGCUGUGAAUGACUUCUGUCCAAUUUGUUAAUUUUAAAUGUUACAUUACCUGAGCUAGAGUUCAUUAGUGCUGAGAUUAGCUGCUCUGCUUAAUUAAUGAGUUAUCCACUUGAACUGUAUCCCUCGUCACCUGAGAAGCGCCCAAGUACCGUGUUGUUGAUACAGUUUGAAGCACAUUUCUACGCUCUGUUCCCUGAUUCCCGCCCCUUCUUUUACAAGCCCUCCCUUCAGCUCUGCUCCACGCUUCUUGGAAACACACGGGAAUGGCCUCAACACUUGAUUCACGACAAAAAUCUUAGUCCAUUUUCAACCAGCACUGUCUGUUACAGCACAAUAAAUACCAGCGCUCACGUACUGACGGGUAGUCUUGCAUGGAUCUCUUAGCUUUUGUUCAGUGUGCAGGUAGGUACAAGGAAAGACAGGGCAGAGGUUGCCUCAGCCUCUGCCCCCUGUUUGUAGGUACUAGUGAUUGCUUCACCCCUAACCCAAGGCUGCGUUCACACAGCGGUGGAAGCGGAGCGUCUGCCUCCUUUCCUGACUGCGAGUUGCGUUUUCAACCCCUGAAAGCUUUGUGAAACCUUUGAGAGAGCUGGUGGGCCUUGUCUCUGUGCCACCAAAAGCAGGAAGGCACCGAAAGUGGCUGAGUUGCCGAGGUGCCAAGGGACUCAUGGCUGAUGGGGGGAUAAUUGGAAAGCAGUGGCUGCCCUGGCUGGAGGAUCUGGUUGAGGUCUGAGCAUGGGGGAAGAGAUGAAGCUGUAGGAUGGACGGCUGUGGAGGUGAAGCACGGGGUGAGGGCAAGCCUCCAUGCUGCUGGCACUAGGGUGCAGAGGGGGACAGCCAGUGCCUGACCUUCUAGGGACCGAGCAGGGGAAGGUAAUGGUGCUUUGCACAGUCAAAAUAGCUAAAAACAAAGGGCUGCAUUUCUUUCACUCUCUUGCCAGUUGUGCAAUGACUCUUUAAUCUUACAUUUAUGCAAAAUAUUCAUGUUUCCAAGGUGGAAAUCACUGUUCUGUGGGGAACCAUCCUUCAUGCAAGGAACAGCGGCUGUCACCAGAGGAGACUUGAUUAAGAAAAAAGGUCAGCCAGCAUGUGUGCCGAGACAAGUCCCGCCGAGUCUUUGAGGAGGUGGAAGUGUGUCUGAGGAGCACCCACGCAGGGCUUCAUCCUUUGUAAAGGUGAAGAGGCCUGUCAGGUUGCAAAGACAGAUGUAGGUGAGGGUAAGCAAAUGUCUCGUGGGUUUGCGUGGUAGAGACAACACUCAGAAGAUCAGAACAGAAGAGCCUGAAGCUCACUUCUCUCUUCAGAGGGUCAGGGUCUCGUGGGCAUUAAGUCAUCAGAUGGAUGUUUGGCUCCAGACAAGCAACACUCUUCAGAGCCCAGGUCCUUUCCUGUAGGCCUUCUCCUCACAUCCAGUGAGAAGGCCAAGUGGGACAACCUAUAUUCCAAAUGCUGCUACCAAUGCUAGUCUUCCAGCCCAGGAGCUAUGCGAGGCCCUCACAUCCAUCCCACUGAGUGCAUGGGGAGCAGGUUGGGAGGCAGAGGACAAAGCUGUCCCUCAGCACACCGAGCUGCCUCCACUCCCCAGUCCCUCUGGGACAGGCUCUCCCAGCCAGGGCUCCCUUCUCCUCUCUCCCUUCUCAUUCCUGAAAAUUCAUCAGCAGGAUUUUGCCUUGCAAAAACCAGCCCAGAUCUCCCGACAGCCGCUGACUGGCAGCCCACUGUUAAGUCCAAGUGCCCCAGUCCAAAGCUGAAACCUCUUCUAUCACAGGUCCAGGCUAAGAGCUUUCCUUCUGGACUGAUCUCUCCUUGUUUCCUUCUCAUUUCUAAAUCUCUUAGAGCCUGGAGAUGGUUGGGAGGUGUUAACAGCCCAGUCAGCGUUGCUUGUUGUCCCGUCUUGGCAGCUGGGGUUUGGGGAAACGUUUUCCCUUGGGCUCUUCAACAACGUGUCCCUGACAGGGGUUGUGAGGUAGAGCAACCCGUCCUCCCUUCCACUCUGCUUGAGAUCACCUCCAAAAAAGCUCCUGAGGUACAGCACCAAGCAGACAAGACCAUGUAGGCAGCUGCAAGGUGCUUUGAGGAGCAUGGCCUGGCAGGCUGGGAGGGUGCAUGGUGGCUACGGGCACUGCCCUGCCUGCGUGAGGGGGUCUGUCAUGGAGCUGGGCGGGCCGAGGCCUCUGCGUGCCUGAAGGAGAGACCUGAGCUAAAUGCUGGGAAAGAGGAGCUGCUGCUGCUGCUGCCAAAUAGUACCACUGAGAUCUGAAUAGCUGGAGAUCAGCUUGGUGCAGCAGCAGCCUGUGAAGGGCGGCCUCCUCUCGCUUUGCUGCUAAGGGUAACGUGUGUGAGGCUUGUGAUAACCGCACACGUAGUGUUCAUGGCCGACAAGACGCCCGGCUCCUGGCCAGCAAGGAGGAGGGAUGGCUGAGCGAGGCGCUGAUCUGAAUGCAAACACCGCAGCCCUGGCAGAGCUCUUUGGGCGGGUUGUCAAACUGAUGGAUGGGAAAGGCUGCUGGGGAGGCACCGCGGCCUUUCGUUGUGCUAAUAAAUCCUCAGCUCAGGGAACGCUAACUUUCCACAGUGGCAAUCAGUUUCGCUCUCUCUCUUCUCCCUCCCCAACGUAACAAAUUGAAAUUAAAGGCAGUGCUGUCUGUCAGGGUGACAAAGGUGGUGUCUGGGUGCAUCGGCCGGCUGUCCUGGUGUCUCUGAGAGCGAGGACGUGGCGUGGGGGGCCGUGAUGCUGGACAUCAGCAGUGCCACGGGUGGGCAAGCUGGAGCUAAGUGGGAUGUCCAGCCAAAUGCACAGCUCUUGGCUCUGCAGUCUGUGCUGGAGCCCAGUUUGUGGGCUGGGAGGGCUGCCCAAAGGCUUUGCUUGUGGUCCAGCUUCACUCGCAGGCCUGGCUGUGGCUCUGAACACUGCUGUGCCAUGGCAUCACUCCCAGGUUUGUCAUCCAAGGGCAUGGUGCCUUGGUUGGGAGCUGCUGCCCUCACAAGUUUUCUGUUUGCCAACUUUAUGGGCAGCUCAGCAGUGCAGAGAGCUCCCAACCAACAUCCAUUUGAAGUACAGGUGUUUAUAAUAAUUACUUUUGGUUAGGCAUCUGCCCCACAGCUGGGAUGCUCCCCAUAUCUUCCAAUUCAGUUCUCCUUGGAGUGGAGGCAAGAGGGACAGCCAAAACCAGCUGCAGGUGCCAGUGAAACACGUAGGAGCUUUUGGAGCACAGACAGGGUUUUCUGCAGUGCCCCUGAUGUCAGUGAAAUUUCUGCAGGUCCUUAAAGCACAAACAUCUCCCAGCUCUUUCUCCUCUCAUCCAAGGCCGGUAGACUUUGGAUCAGGCUCUUAAAAAUAUUCUAUACACAGUUCCUGGAGUUAGAUUCAUUUGCCUGAAAUUGUCAGGUUGCUGAUGGGGCAGGGAGAGGGUUUCAGGUGGGAGCCGAAGCCUCCGGUCUCUUAAAGCACUACUGUUUAAUUUAUACCUCUGCAUUUCUAAAAUAAACAGCCAAACAAGCAGAUUCUUUUGAAAAAAAAAAAAUAGAGUACAAAGCAAAUCUUCAGAGGAGUGCCCUCUGGUCCUGCAUGAUCCGUGCUGGGUGACCCACGAGAUGCUGAACACAGAGGUGGGUCACGCCACUCCUAAUGCAGCCUGAGCCCUGCACCAAGGCACAGCUGCAACGCCGACUGUGCUGCAGCAAUAACCAUCUCCUGACUUGGCACAAGACGAGCAGCUCGCCUCUGUUUCCCUGUGGAUGCCCAGUUUGGGAUUUCCUGAUAGCACAAGCCAGAAUUUGUUGUAGGCAUCGCGCCACCCCUUCAGCAUGUCCAGCCCCAUCUCCAGCGGGAGGAACCAGCCCGCCUGGGGUGCAGAUCUUGCCCUGAAGUGGUCCUGCACCCAGCAGCUGCUGGUUUUUAAAGGUGUCUCCAAGGCCAGAUGUUCACCCUAGGUGAGGUUCCUUUGGACUGCACUGCUUCCAUAGAGUGAUAUUAGCAGUCCUUGUGCUUUCUUGUGGUUUUCUAUUUCGGAUGAGACGAACUCCUCAUACUGUAACUAUGGAAUGUAGCACUUUGUUAAAUUAAAACAUUGGAAAAUAAAAAGCUGUCCAUCAUAGCUGACUUUAA